UUUUCUCCCACCCACAUCACCGACCCACCCAACCCACUCACGUGUUGCGUGACGGAGAAAGGCUGCCAUAUAGAAAACGCAUUUGACAUACUUUCAAACUUCAAAGUCCUUUCCUUGCGUUUUCUAGAGAGAGGAACACACCCACAUUCGGAGAGAGAGAGAGAGAGCCGACCCCCUUUUCUCUCUUCUCACUGUAAUUCUGGGGUUCUGCCUUAUAAAUCGAUUUUGUAGAAAAUUUACCUAAAACCCUAGAAUUUUUGAGGAGGAAAAUGGGGGAUUAUAUAGGCAGAAGAGUCAACAAAGAAGUCAAAGGUGUUGGUACUGUCAAAUCCUACAAUUCUGGUACUGGGUCCUUUGAGAUCGUUUACGAUUCCGGCGAUUCUGAGGUUGUUGAAAUGUCCCAUCUCAUUUGCUUGUUCAAUGGAUCAUCAGAACUGCAACAGCCUAUUCCGAAUUCUGCGGUUGGUCGAAAACCCAAAAAAAGGCAGCGUACAGGUAAUAAUAAUGCUGCUGUUGAAAUGAAUUAUGAAAAUUGUAGUGGUAAUUUAAGUAAUGGAUUGAAUUUGGAUUUGAAUUAUGACGCUGCGGCGGUUAAUUUAACUGAUGAUGUUGAUAUUGAUGGGGAAGUUGACUUAAAUAAGAGUCAAGGGUUGAAUUUGGAUUUGAAUAAAGGUGUGGAUUUGAAUGUUGAGGAGUAUAUAGAGGGAAGUUUGAAUAGAAGCAAUGUGAUUGAUUUGAAUGUGGAUGCAAAUGGAGAUGUGGGUCAUAUCUUGGAGGAUGUAGAGAUAAAGAACUGUUUUGACUUGAAUUUAGGGUUAGAUGAAGUAAGUAAGAAUAUAGAUGUUGGUGGUGAAGAUGAGACGUCGAAGAAAAUGAUGACUUGCUGUUUUGGAGAAGGAGGCACCGUGGAGAAAGAGGGUAGUCGAGAUAAUACUGAGAGAAUUGAUGGGGGAGAUGAAGAGAAGGUCCCAGUGGAGACGUGUUUAAUUACGAAUGAGUCAGCAAAUGGCACUCUGCAGGAAGUUGAGGUUCAGUGGACAACACCCAAUAAGGAUAAUACUGGUGGGUUGGAAGUGCAAAAUGGUGUCUUGCAGAGCUUGACUAAGGGGAAAAGGGGUAGGAAGAAGAGGAAGCCCUUGGAUGCUGGCAAAGGUGUUACAGAGACGGUGCUGAGAAGAAGUGCUCGUAGAGCGAGAAUAGAUUCCUUUCCUGCCGAAGAUCAUGUUUCUUGUGCAGUAGUGUCUGAUGCAGCGAGUGAUCCACUGUUGUCUCCUGCAGUUAGUGUGGUUUCAGAGGAGAAAAUUGUUUUAUCAGGUCAUGAAGAGUCUGAAAAAUGUGAUGUUCUUCCGCCAAAGAUGGAUUUGCCUAUUUCUUCGAGUAGUUUAGAUUUAGAUGGUAUUCCUGUGCUUGAUGUCUUCUCUGUCUAUUCAUUUUUGAGAUCGUUCAGUACUUUAUUGUUCUUGAGCCCCUUUGACUUGGAAGACUUCGUGGCAUGCAUAAAGGCAAAUUAUCCUACUUUAUUGUUUGACUCCGUUCAUUUCUCUCUUUUGCAAAUACUGAGGAAGCAUUUGGAGUUUCUUUCAGUUGAAAGUUCUGAAUCUGCAUCCGGUUGUCUUAGGUCUCUUAACUGGGAUUUGCUGGACCUAAUCACAUGGCCUGUCUUUAUGGUUGAAUAUCUACUACUACAUGGAUCUGAACUGAAGCCAAGUUUUGAUCUCUCUCACUUUAAACUAUUCGAGAGGGAUUACUACAACCAUCCAGCUUAUUUGAAGAUUGAAAUGCUUAGGUGUCUUUGUGAUGAUGUGAUUGAAGUAGAGGCCAUACAGUCAGAGCUUAACAGAAGAAUUGUGACGGCAGAGAUCACGGAUUUUGAUCGGAAUUUGAAAUCUGGCAGUUCCAAGAAGAGGAGGGCUUCCAUGAAUGUUGCUGCUGGUUCAUGCUUGGGUGAGGAGGCAGUCGAUGAAUCAACAGACUGGAAUAGUGAUGAAUGCUGCCUCUGCAAAAUGGAUGGUAGCUUAAUAUGCUGUGAUGGCUGCCCUGCUGCAUUUCAUUCCAAGUGUGUUGGUGUUGCUAAUAGUCACUUGCCUGAGGGGGAUUGGUAUUGCCCUGAAUGUCUGAUUGUCAAAAAGAAGCCCUGGUUGAAUUUGGCAAAAUCAAUUCGAGGGGCAGAGUUGUUGGCAACUGAUCCGUACGGCCGGCUAUACUAUAGUUGCUGUGAUUACCUAUUGGUGUCAGAUCCACGCGAAGACGAAUUCUCACCUAAGUAUUACCAUAGAAAUGAUUUGGCUCUGGUUAUUGGGAUGAUGAAAUCAUCAGAAAAUGUUUAUGGAACUGUGUUAAGUGCAAUUAUGAAGCUUCCGGAUACAAGUAUGGCUGCAGGUGCAAAAUGUGAUCUGGAUACCCGGCUGAAAACUAUGUCCUCAAAUUUUCCGGUAUUGAUUAUGUCACAACAUGAAGAGAAGGUAAAUGAAAGAAAGCAAGUGGAAAAACUCUCAUCAUGUUCUGAUGAUGUAGGAUAUGGCGAAUCAGAGACAGUUGACCCAUCAAUGAAGAUGGGAAAUAUGCUGCCAGGGUCUGAAGGAUCAGCUGAAAUAUCCCAGGAUGUUGUAGACAAUCAAAGGUACAAGGAGGGUGGAACGUUUGAAGAUUCUAAUCUUACAGCAAAAAUUAUGGAGACUAGAAGUCCUUUUAAGGAAAGAAAAGGCAAUGAAUCUGUGAACUUGGGGCCGUCAACAAUGAACAGCAAAGGAAUCAUGUUGGAAGAGCAGAGUGUAGAAAGUUAUGCGAAUUGUUAUAGCUUUGCUCGAAUGGCAUCAUCAAUUGUUGAAGAGUUAACAAAAAAAUCACCUGGUAAAUCUGGUAAAGAUGCUACAAAAACAAUGGAGGAAAUAAUUUCAGUGCAGCUGAAGGCCAUAUCUAGCAAAUCUAUAGAAUUUUCCUGGACCAAUAUUCAGAAUAUGAAGAUUGAUGCUAGGAAAGAAAAAUGUGGGUGGUGCUUCUCUUGCAAAGUUCCGGAGUGCGAAAAGGACUGCUUGUUCGUCCAGAAUAGCACCGGUCCUGCUCCAGAAAGUUUUUCUAGUGAUGCAUUGGGUGUUCGUUCUAUGAAAAACAGGAAAAGCCAUCUUGUUAAUGUCCUUUGCUAUAUAUUGAGCACUGAAGAACGUCUUCAUGGGCUUCUGUCAGGUCCUUGGUUGAAUCCACACCACUCCCAAAGUUGGCGCAAAGAUGUUCUUAACGCACAGGAGAUAGCUACACUAAGAGGUUCUUUGCUUGCAUUAGAGUCGAACUUGCGGUCUCUAGCACUUAACCCUGAUUGGCUUAAGCAUGUGGAUUCUUUAGCCAAAAUGGGUUCUGGGCAUCAUAUCAUUAUCAAUUCACCACGUGUUAGACAUGGAAUUGGCAAAAAGAAGGCUAGGCAUUUGGAGCCGGAACUGAAUCCAUCUUCCAAUGCUGGAAGUGGGUUGGGCAUGUUUUGGUGGAGGGGAGGAAGGCUAUCUCGUCAGCUAUUCAACUGGAAGGUUUUGCCUCAAUCAUUGGCGCGCAAAGCUGCCCGACAAGGUGGAUGUAAGAAGAUACCAGACAUGUUAUAUCCCGAUAGUUCAGACUUUGCCAAGAGAAGUAAGUGCAUAGCUUGGAGGGCUGCUGUUGAAACUUCAAGAACUGUGGAGCAACUUGCUCUCCAGGUUAGAGAUCUUGAUGCUCAUAUUAGAUGGAAUGAUAUUGGAAACACCAAUAUCCUUGCAAUUAUCGACAAGGAAUUUCAAAAAGCUGUUAGAUCAUUCAAGAAAGUUACAGUACGCAGGAAAAGCUUGGAAGGAUCUGUAGUUAAGUAUCUUCUUGAUUUUGGUAAAAGAAGAUUCUUACCAGACAUUGUUGUUCGAUGUGGAACCAUACCAGAAGAGGACUCAAAUGAAAGAAAGAGAUAUUGGUUAGAAGAAUCUCACAUGCCUUUGCAUCUUGUGAAAGGAUUUGAGGAGAAAAGAAUUGCUCGCAUAUCUAGCAAGAUAACUGUUGGGAAGCAUUGUGAGACCAAGAGAAUAAUGAAAAAACCUCUUAAGGGAAAGGGCUUCGCAUACCUUUUCCUUAGAGCAGAGAAACCAGAGUAUUAUCAGUGUGGGCAUUGUAACAAAGAUGUCCUAAUUAGGGAAGCUGUGAGCUGUCAGUACUGCAAAGGUUUCUUCCAUAAACGACAUGUUAGAAAGUCAACUGGAGUUGUCGCUGCUGAGUUUAUGUAUACAUGUCACAAGUGUGCGGAUGAGAAUAAUGUGAGAAAGAAUGUCAAGAGGGGGAGGAUAGAGUUGCGCAAGAGUAAGAAAACGUCUAAAGCCUUGAGGUCGCUGAGCUCAAAGGUUGAAUCUAGAGGCACCAAAAAUAAACAGCCAGCACAAUCACAGAGUAGCAAAAAGGAGCCUGUUGUUAUACCCCUCAGACGUUCUUCUAGGAGGGCUAAAGUUGUAAUUGUGCAAAACAAAAAAAUAGGACGCAAAAAAGGUAAACAAACAAAAAGGGGUAGGGGUAGACCUAGGAAACAAGCAAAAGUUGACAUAUCAGAGAAGAAGAAACCAGCAGAAGUUGCUUGGCGGAGGAAGAGAAUGCAGUUAUGCCGGAUUUACUGGCUAAAUGGUCUAUUGCUCUCACAAAAGCCGAAUGAUGAAAGGGUGACACUCUUCAGGAGUAAUAAGCUUCUUGUUCAUUCUGGAGAGUUGGCUGCCAUAGCUGACCAGCCAAAGUGCAGUCUUUGUGGUGAACUAGAAUAUACACCUACUUCAAAUUACAUUGCAUGCGAAGUUUGUGGAGACUGGUUCCAUGGAGAUGCUUUCGGUCUCACAGCUGAAAGAGUUACUAAGCUAAUCGGAUUCAAGUGCCACAAAUGUCGGCAAAGGACCCCUCCUCCUUGUGCUCAUUUGCAUACAAUGCAUAGCAAGGGUAAGCAGGUCAUGUUGGAGAGUACGGUGUGUAAAUCUGCAGAUGAAACAUGUGACAUUGAAUCUACCUCAAGCAAGGGACCACUAGAACAGAAAUCUCAUUUGAAUGAUAAAUCAGGAUCUUGUUUUACUGGUGAUAGUGGUGAAAGGUGUCCACAAGGGACUCUUCCUGAUUCAUGCCAUGCGGAGAAUGGAAGUUUGCCUAUUUUUAGUUCAGAGCAGAGAGAAACUGUUGAUAGCUUUAAUAAGAUGGAUAUUGUACUUCCAGAUGAACCAGUCUUAUCGAAUGACUAUGUUAAUCAUAACAAGGAGGAGCAUCAGAGAGCGUCGAAUGAGCUGUUGACAUCUAAUGACAGCUCUUUGCUGAAUGAUCAUGCCAUAGAGGUGAAUCUGAGGGAAGACAUGGAAUAAACACCACCAUUGUGACAGGAUGUACAUUUUCCAAGUGUGCAAUGGAUCUUACAGAAAUAGGAUUACCUUCAUUAACAAAUGAUCAAAAGAGGAAUGGUGAAGCAACAGUCCUUCCAUAUUUGUAGGAGAUAGAGCUAUUGUUAACGGAUCUGAAUUGUCCGCAGAGGAAAUUUUAGUUUCAGAUCAAUUUGUAGGUGUUUUGAGGGGAAAUUAGGUUAGUGUUGAUUGUGUCAGUUAAUCAACAUGAUUUAGGGGACUGUAACCUUUGGUUAGCUUAAUUAUAGGAAUAGAAUAUUUAUUUUUAUUGUACUUGAUUGUCUUACCUUGAUUAGUUAGAAUUCACUGUAUAAAUACCCUUUGCAUGGGAUGUAAAGACUGAAAUACAAAGAUUCUUUUUCUUUAUCAAAAUCUAUAUGGUAUCCGUUGAUUUGUGAA
Capsicum annuum is the source of this 5771-nucleotide messenger RNA. RefSeq names its product DDT domain-containing protein PTM. The record is from RefSeq and is a predicted model, not a curated record. The transcript is spliced from 9 exons. NCBI's taxonomy places the organism in Eukaryota, Viridiplantae, Streptophyta, Magnoliopsida, Solanales, Solanaceae. Bases 270 to 5336 code for a protein of 1688 amino acids.